Molecule: messenger RNA, 776 nt
Organism: Dalotia coriaria
Lineage: Eukaryota; Metazoa; Arthropoda; Insecta; Coleoptera; Staphylinidae
Product: endocuticle structural glycoprotein SgAbd-8-like
Exons: 4
Coding region: 130-597 (155 amino acids)
Cellular component (GO): chitin-based extracellular matrix
Molecular function (GO): structural constituent of chitin-based larval cuticle
Source: RefSeq, a predicted model, not a curated record
UGUGAAUAAUGUGCUGGUAAACAAAUACAAUGCGUGUAUAUAAGCGUACAUCAGGUGGUGAGUUUCACAUCAUUCGAAUUUGUGUCAUCUGCUAGUUAAGUGUGGAAUAUACUCUAAAAAUAACUUAAUAUGUUGGUGUUAUUUCUAACAAUCUUGCCAUGUUUGGUGAUAGCUCGACCGCAAGAGCACGCAGCUGUCGCCAAUCAUGGCGGCGAAACGACACCCAUUCCGAUCAUUAACUCAGCUUCUGAAGUGGGCGAAGAUGGCAGUUUUAAUUACAGUUAUGAAACUGGUAAUGGCAUUCAUUAUCAACAAUCAGCGUAUACAAAGAAAGUGCCAAUCAUUGAUAAAUCAUCGACUGAUCAAGAAGAUCAAGUGAUUCAAGUGAUGACAGGCUCAUUUUCUUAUCCUGCCCCGGAUGGCAGUAUAAUUAAUCUGACUUACGUGGCCGACGAGCAUGGAUUCCAGCCGCAAGGCGAGCACUUGCCGACGCCACCGCCCAUUCCGGCCGAGAUCCAAAAGGUCCUCGACACGCUGCCGCAAUUGAGCCAAGAUGACGAUGCUCAAAAUGCACCUCCACCAACAAAUCAUCAAUAAAUAAACAAAAAAGAAACACUAUUAAUAGUUCAGUACUAAAAAGUAAAAAAAAUAAUUAUGUGAAUAUAAAGGAUAACAGUUUAUAAAUAAUUUGUGAUAUAAUACAAAAUAUCUCUUAACAAAAAUGUAAAUAUUCAAAUAUUUAAGUAAAACUUGCUUAUAUUGGAUUGAGGUUAACA